AUGGUAAGAAACUUCAGAGGGGAAGCUGAGAUAGUGGUGUCUGCUCCAAGGUCCUAUGUUUGUUCUGCAUUCACAACAGAGUGCUAUGCCCUUAUGAGGGGUACUCAACUGUGCCAAGAAAUGAAUAUGCAUCAGGUGCUUUUCGAGGGUGAUGCUAAGCAAGUUGUUGAUGGGGUUAAGGGAUGCAAUUCAGAUCAAUCUUGGAAGGAUCAAUUGAUUGAUGAUAUACAAGUCCUAAUGUCUGCUCAAGCAGGGUGGGAUAUAUGCUUUGUAAGAAGAGAUGGAAAUAAGGCUACACAUAUGGCGACAAAACUAGGCUUACACUUAGAAAGUGAGUCUGUGUGGAUCGAGGAUGGUCCUCAAGAGGUUAUGUCUGUUAUUCAAUUUGAUAAGUCAUGUAUUCUUUGA
This is a messenger RNA of Juglans microcarpa x Juglans regia, 408 nucleotides long. RefSeq lists its product as uncharacterized. The record is from RefSeq and is a predicted model, not a curated record. Bases 1 to 408 code for a protein of 135 amino acids. Gene Ontology annotation, molecular function: nucleic acid binding; RNA-DNA hybrid ribonuclease activity. The transcript has a single exon. NCBI's taxonomy places the organism in Eukaryota, Viridiplantae, Streptophyta, Magnoliopsida, Fagales, Juglandaceae.